Messenger RNA from Cutaneotrichosporon oleaginosum, 2092 nucleotides. RefSeq lists its product as uncharacterized. NCBI's taxonomy places the organism in Eukaryota, Fungi, Basidiomycota, Tremellomycetes, Trichosporonales, Trichosporonaceae. The record is from RefSeq and is a predicted model, not a curated record. Gene Ontology annotation, molecular function: long-chain fatty acid-CoA ligase activity. Gene Ontology annotation, cellular component: endoplasmic reticulum; lipid droplet; plasma membrane. Gene Ontology annotation, biological process: long-chain fatty acid metabolic process; long-chain fatty-acyl-CoA metabolic process.
CCCCCACAACCCCCCUACCACAAUGGCUCCCCGCAAGGGCAACGAGCCCGCCUCUUGGGAGGUCGACGCCGACAAGCCAAAGCCCGAGGGCGAGACCCGCAUCCACCGCUCCUACGCCGCCAAGGACCUCGUUCUCCGUCCCGAGGCUGGCAUCGACACUGUCCACGAUGUGAUGCUCUAUGCCGCCCGCACCCACGGCUCCAAGAAUGCUCUUGGCGCCCGCGAGAUCGAGCGUACCAUCUCCGAGAGCAAGCAGAUCACCAAGAUUGUCAAUGGCCAGGAGACCAAGGUCGACAAGGAGUGGACCUACUACAAGCUCACCCCCCUUGACUGGAUCUCGUACGAGCAGGCGCUUCAGGAGGUUCGCGACAUCGGUUCGGGUCUUCGCGAGCUCGGUGUCGGCAGCGAGGGCGAGACCUUCUUCAACAUUUACGCUUCGACCCAUCGCCACUGGAUGCUCAUGGCCCAGGCCUGUGCUUUCAACGCUGUCCCCAUUUGCACGGCUUACGACUCGCUUGGCCCCGAAGGUCUCGCGCACUCGCUCAAUGAGACCGAGGUCCGCGCCAUGUUCACCAAUGUUGACCUUCUUGGCACUCUGGCCAAGAUCAUCGGCAAGUGCCCCACUGUCCGUCUUGUUGUCUAUGACGGCAAGCACGUCGACGAGGCCACCACGCAAAAGUUCCGCUCGAUCCGUGACAGCAUCACUCUUAUCCACAUCGACGAGGUUCGCGCCAAGGGCAAGGCUGCCCCCAAGGAGGCCGUCCCCGCCAACCGUGAGGACGUGUACUGCUGCAUGUACACUUCGGGCUCGACUGGUACCCCCAAGGGCGUGCUGCUAACCCACGGCAACGUCACCUCUGCCAUCGGCUCUGUCUGGAAGCUCCUCUACGAGUACCUCACCCCCGACGACACCUACCUCGCCUUCCUUCCCCUCGCCCACAUUCUCGAGUUUGUCGUCGAGAUGUCGUUCAUCUUUGCCGGUCUCCCCAUUGCCUACGGUAGAGUCAAGACUCUCACCGACGCUUCGGUCCGCGAGUCCAAGUCGGACAUUAUGGAGGCCCGUCCCUCGAUCAUGGUCGGUGUGCCCCAGGUUUGGGAGAUUAUCCGCAAGGGUAUCCUCGGCAAGGUUGAGGGAGGUGGUGCCGUCAAGAAGGCCGUGUUCAACCUUGCCCUCAAGGCCAAGACUGCUGGCAAGGAGUACCACAUUCCAGGUCUUGCUGGCCUCUCGGACGCCGUCGUUUUCAACACUGUCCGCGCUGGUACCGGUGGUCGCCUGAAGAUUCUGUUCAGCGGUGGUGGCCCCGUCUCGCAGUCGACCCAAAAGUUCCUCUCGACCGCCCUCGUCAUGAUGAUCCAGGGCUACGGUCUUACCGAGGGCACUGCUAUGGCCUGCAUUCUCAACCCCGACUGGAUGCGCUACAACGCGGUCGGCGGUCCCGUCCCCGGUGCCGAGAUUAAGCUUGUCGACGUCGCCGAGGCCGGCUACUUCAGCACCAACAACCCGCCGCAGGGUGAGGUUCUGCUUCGUGGUCCCGCCAUCUUCAAGGGCUACUACAAGCGCCCCGAUCUUGACAAGGAGGCUUUCACCGAGGACGGUUGGUUCAGGACUGGUGACGUCGGACAGUGGAACAAGGACGGUACCCUGUCGAUCAUCGACCGUAUCAAGAACCUCGUCAAGCUUCAGGGCGGCGAGUACAUUGCGCUCGAGCACCUCGAGUCGGUGUACAAGUCGGCCAGCUUUGUUCUCAACGGCUGUGUCAUCGCGAACGCCAACCACACCCACCCCGCCAUGGUCAUCAUGGCCCACCCCGUCAACCUGCCUGCGUUUGCCAAGCAGCGUGGCCUGGGCGACCACGGCGACCUCGACGCGUACUGCGAGGACCCCGCUGUUGUCACGGCGUGUCUCAAGGAGAUGAACGACAUUGGCAAGAAGCAGGGUCUGAAGGGAAUGGAGCUGCUCGAGGCCAUUGUCCUUACGCCUGACGAGUGGACUCCCGAGUCUGGGUUCCUUACUGCUGCGCAGAAGCUGCAGCGCAAGACGAUCGAGACUCACUACAAGGACAAGAUCAAUGCCGUCUACAAGCUCAACUAA